AGCCAUUUUUUUGGCGCAGGGCGCCAGCUCCGGGCCAGGGCGAAGAGACCAGAGGGGCUUCCCCUCGAGCUGGCGAGCAGCCACGGUGGGGUCGCCGGUUCAGGGCUGCACCCAGGAGGCGUCAGACCCUGGACGGUUUCUGGUCUGGUGAGGGCGGCGGUGACAGCCAUGCCCAGCCCACGACCGGAGUUCCACUGGCCUCCAGACACCGGUUUCCUUAUCCAGGGGUGCCCUGUCCAAUGCCCUCACCGUAGCGCCUCUGCUGCUCUCGGCCGCGCGGCCAGCCAGCAAGGGCCGUGAGCACUCGCUCUUGGGCGACCUGCUGUGCUGCAGCUGUGGGCACCCCAGCCAGGGCUGCAGGCACCCAGCCGGUGCUGGAGAUGCUGCGCGUGCUGCCCGUGCUCGCAGCUGCGGCCGACGUAGUGAGGCAGCCCGUUCCAGGGGGAGGCGCUGCGUCCAUGGUACCACUUCACGCGGCUCAGUGGCGAGAUGAACGACCCCAACGGACUCCAGUGGCGGCGGCUGCAGGGUGGUCAGCUGUCCUACGAGAUGUUCCACCAGCUUGGAGCCGGCCAGGUGUCUGAGGCGGCCUACAUAGCGCUGGUUCCGGCGACCGACGGAGGCCCCGCCAGGCAGCGCGGCGCCGCACCCGGCCUGCUGCCGCCCACCGCCUCCUCGGCGUGCCAGUGGGGGCGGGGGCGCGGCGGCGGACAACGGCACGGCCGACGACUUCACAGCGGUCAUGACCCCCGAGACCUUCACUCUCGCAACCGGGGAGCAGGUGUUCAUCUGGCUCGGGUCGCACGAAAAACGCUCACCAAUUCACUCUGGAUCACUGGCGCCGCAUCAAGGAGGGAGGGUGAAUUAUACAAGUUUCACGAAGAGCGGUUCAAUGGUAACCCAAGCAGAGGGCCUGUCGAUGUGGGAGGUGGCACACACUGCGGGCAAUCGAUGUGGGACGCCAAGGGCCGGCGGAUACAGUUCAUGUGGCUUAAGCUGAAUCUUCCAGGUGCCAAUUGGACAGGUGCGCAGACCAUACCGAGAGAAAUCGCACUCGCCCCUGCAGGUUCAAGCAGCGGGCUCUUGUUCAAGCCGAUUGUAGAGAUGGCCACCUUGCACGCGAGUGUUGAGCCGGCUAUCAAUGAGGCUUUCGAAACUGGUGCUCGCCGAGUGUUCUCACCACCUGACGGCUUACACUGCCAUGUCAAGGCAAAUCUGACAUUACAGGAGGGCAGCGCAGUUGCAAUCACAGUGAGGGAUUCUGAAGGCGACAUGGCAGAUGCUCACGGCAGCCUGCUGAUCUCGGCCCAGCUACAAAAUGGUGAGUAUACAGUUGUUUUUGGGGAAGCGUCGGUCCAAGUCUCACUUCCUGGCUCCCUGCGACUCGAGAUAUUUGUGGACGGUCCCGUGGUAGAACUGUUUGUGAAUGGUGGCGAAAGGGUGCUGACCACCAACUCCGGCAACCCUCAGUAUAUUUCGGACACCAAGCUCAGCGUCGAGGGGAAUGGUGUAGCUGCAACGGUUACAUUGCAGGUGUGGAGCAUGGCACAAGCUGUCUCUGGGCCGGGCGACCAUCAAGUAGUAGUUUAGUGGAUCAUGCCAGUGCACUCGGUGGACCAGUGGCCGCAGAAAGCGUCGACAAUUACAGCAGCAUGGCGGCCGCAGACCCCAAGCAGCACAAUCCAACAUCACGCAGGAGGCCAUACGGCCCAGGGCGCCGCCAGGCGAGGCCGCACCAGACCAGGCAGGGCAUUACAAGGCUGGCCAAGACGAGAAA
Prorocentrum cordatum is the source of this 1777-nucleotide messenger RNA. Lineage: Eukaryota; Dinophyceae; Prorocentrales; Prorocentraceae. The record is from the annotation of a GenBank genome assembly.